ACAAGUUUGGAAGCAAUGCAAAGCUUUGAAGUGAGACCGGACGAUGUGUGGAUUUGUACCUACUCUAAAUCGGGCACAGCAUGGAUAAUUGAGAUAGUUUGGAAAAUAUUAUCUGCUAGCGGCGACAUAAAAGGAGACGAACCAUUAGAUAAGGCACCAUACCCAGACUUUCAUGUCUUUGGACCUGUACCGAAUCAUGAAAUGUUAACAAAGGCGCCGUCACCACGCUUAAUAGCCACGCAUUUACUACCUAAGUUUUUGCCACCACAGUUGUUGGAAAAACAACCAAAGGUUCUGUACGUGGCACGAAAUCCCAAGGAUGUUGCUGUGUCGAACUACCAUCACUGCAACACGCUUCCGAAUAUUAAAUCAUUUGACUCAUUCCAGGACUUACUCAAUGACUUCAUGAGUGGUGAAAUUAUUUUUGGUGAAUGGCCAGAUCAUGUACUUUACUGGUGGAAGAAAAGAGACGAAGACAAUGUACUCUUUUCAAAAUAUGAAGACAUGAAGAAGGAUCUGGUAGGUACAGUUCGGAUGGUUUGCAAGUUUCUUGGAAAGAGUCUGACUGAUGAACAAAUUAACUCCGUGGCACAGCAAUGUACGUUUGAUGCUAUGAAGAAAAACAAGACACGUGACAACCUUUGUGUUAUUGCAGGAAUAGAUCCUAAGGACACACCCUUUAUGAGGAAAGGUAAAGUUGGUGGGUGGAAAGGAAGUUUUACAGUAGCACAGAGUGAAAAGAUGGAUAAAUGGUACCAUGAAGCCAUUGAUGGCACAGAGUUGUCAUUUGAAUUUUAAUGCAACACAAUACGGCG
Molecule: messenger RNA, 815 nt
Organism: Saccoglossus kowalevskii
Lineage: Eukaryota; Metazoa; Hemichordata; Enteropneusta; Harrimaniidae
Product: sulfotransferase 6B1-like
Molecular function (GO): sulfotransferase activity
Source: RefSeq, a predicted model, not a curated record